Messenger RNA from Verticillium alfalfae VaMs.102, 933 nucleotides. RefSeq lists its product as hypothetical. Bases 1 to 933 code for a protein of 310 amino acids. The transcript has 4 exons. The record is from RefSeq and is a predicted model, not a curated record. Lineage: Eukaryota; Fungi; Ascomycota; Sordariomycetes; Glomerellales; Plectosphaerellaceae.
AUGGUUCGUCUUCCCCCCGCAGAAAAGCUCUCUCUCGUGCUUCGUAAGAACAUUCGUGACGAGUGGGAUAGCAAGAAGUCAGACUACGAGAAACAAUUGUCGGACCUUCUUGGGGAGACUUGGGCAAUUGAUAUCAACCCUAACGCCAUCUGGCCAUACCACAAUGACGGCUACGCCAAGGAAUCUGUGGGUAGCUGCAUUAAGGACUACGUUGAGGGUGUCAUCUGGCAGAUCAAGUACCAGGCCGAGAGGUAUCCCCACCUGGCUGAGGAGAUCAAUACCAUUGCCUCUGCCCACGUCCUCGGCAUGGACGUCGAAGACGCAGAACCUAAGACCUUCAGCUACGGCAGUGUCGGCGUGCAGGACGGCAAGCUUAUGAUGCUCUUCCGCCCUGACGCUUUGGGUUCUAAUAUCAGCUACGCUGCGCAGGAGGAUCAGCUCUUCCCCGCCCUCAACGCCGUUCCCAGCGACGCACCUCUCAGCUUUCUGGCGCGCCACUCUAUCAAGACCGAAUACGACGCGAAAAUUGAAGCUGUGCAAAAGUCCAUUGCCACACAAAUUGCCAAGCCUGACAUCAAGCUCAUCCCCAAUUUUGAGGCCACCUUUGCGACUCUCAAGACCGCCGCGGCCGCCAAGGGCAGCGAGGUACGCGACGACUGGGAGAAACAGCUUGGCUACCUGAUCGAGCAAUAUUUUGAGGGCCUCGAUUGGCAGCUAAAGAACAUCAAGAUCGAAGAGGAUGAUUUGAUUCAGGAGGGUUUCAAUGAGGCUGUCGAGAAGGGCGAGCUGGCCUUUCGGCUGGUGGACACUCUCAAGUACGGCUCAUACGGUGAAGUCGUCAUCGAGGACGGCACUCUGUAUCUGCAGGCACUUCCAUCUACUUUUGGAUCCAAUGUUUCGUAUGCGGCGGAGAAGCUUGUGGAUCAACUAUAA